Molecule: messenger RNA, 1707 nt
Organism: Adineta ricciae
Lineage: Eukaryota; Metazoa; Rotifera; Eurotatoria; Adinetida; Adinetidae
Source: the annotation of a GenBank genome assembly
AUGGCUACAGCGCGUGAUUCAAGCAAGGUCACAAGCAACAGCAGCGGUCAAGAAACAGCUGCGACUCAAACGAACAGAUAUACUCAAAUACACAGUGUUCUCUCCGGACUUGGUUUAAAUCCGAGUGACUACACAUUUAGUCCACCGCCAGAAAAUAGUAGUCCACAAAACUCGCCACCUGGGUAUAUUUCAGCUUUCUCCGCCUAUCCACCACAGGAAGGAUCCGAUCGCAAAGAGCUAUUGCAACCACGAUCGAAUUCAAUCUUCACAUCAGCUCGACCACUUUCCUACGUUGAGCAACCUCCAGCACCACCACCACGACCGCCAACGCAAUCCGGCGCUUCAAUCCUAGGAUCACUCUUCAACCCAUCCUCAUCGAACGCUCAAAAUACAACCUCGGCAUCAACACAGCCAAAUACAUCAUUUCCAGUUAAUCCACCCCUACCAAACACUCAGAAUACAAAUUUACCACCGCCACAAGCAAACACAUCAGUUAUAGCAUCUCUCUUCAAUCCACCUUCGUCGAAUACUCAGAACGCAGCUUCAUCAUUACCACCACCACCUCCACCAGUAAAUACAUCAUAUCCUUUCAAUUCAUCUUCUUUUGAUUCACGUCAUACAAGUUCACUACCGAUAAACAACAUGACUGACUGUUACUCACCAUGCACACCUCCACUACCAUCUCGUUGCAUCGAAUCAUCGGGGUCGGCUGAACAUUACCUACGUCAAAUCAAUUCAUGUGAAAAUCCACCGAUCAAAGUAGUCAAACCAAAUUCACAGAAUGUGUGCUAUAAGAAGGAGAUUCGUGUUCGUUAUUUACAACCACCCACUCCACCGCCACCGGCGCCUAUCAUUAUUCGCGAAAAGCGUAUUCCACCACCACCGCCUCAAUCACCCUUACUUAUCCGUGAGCGAAAACCUGACGCUCGUACACCACCACCAUUAACCAUCCGUGAACGUCCUCCAUCGCUACCUCCAAAACUUCAACCUCACAUCAUCGAAAAAUGUCUUCCUCCUCCUCCCCCUCAACCACGGCAGAUUAUCGUUGAGCGUUUACCAACUCCACCACCGAAACCACGUACAGUUAUUUUCGAAAAAUGGCUACCCUACAAAAAGGUGAAACGUCCAGUUUUACUGCAAAAAGCUCCACCACCCGAACCAAUCAAACCAGUCCGCAAUGUAGUGAUCGAAUAUGAACCAUUGAAAGCACAUACUGUUCGUCGUGUCAUCGAAGAAGGUGUGUUUCGCGUCGAUCCAUGUGAAUAUAUGAGACACGGUGCUCAAUCGAACUGUGGCGAUGUACGUUUCGUUGAACGUAUCGAAGAUCUGCCACCGCCAAGUGAUCAAUUGAGAACUGUAUUAAAGGAUUACAGCUGUUGUGAUCAUGAAUAUUCAUCAUAUACAAGCCGCUAUAAUUGCAAUCCUUACCAUGAUCUUACCGAUCAUGUUCCAUCAUCGAUUCAACAUCUGUUGCAAGAUGCUCGACCGGCAUCCAUUGUCGAUCAAUUAACGAAUGUUUCUCGUUCGUCAAGUACAGCAGCACAGCGACCAGAUCGAGUUCUUUCUACAGGCUCUAAUUCAUCGAAUACAAGUCCAGUUCAAUUAUAUCUUCAACGUUCACAUUCGAAAACUUCUCAGCGUCCAUUAUCAAUAAAUCGCUUAUCACAUCAUAGCCCAAAUGCAUCCCACGGAGACGAUAUUUACUGA